AAAAAAAGAAAAAAAAAAGGAGGAGGAGGAGGAGGGUGAGAGAGAAGCUGGGAGAGCAGAGAAAAGGGGCCACCGGUCGCCCCCCCGCUUCCCCGCACGCUCUCUCCAGCCGCGGCCGCCCGCCUGCCGCGGUCACCCCGGCCUCUGCCUCUGUCCCCCAGUGAUCGGAUCAAGGCGCUGAGCGAGGCCCUGCCUGCGGGGCGGCCAUGCGGCGGUGACAGGAGCGCGGCCGACACGCACGGGCCCCUCGCCCCCUCUCGCCUCCCGCCCGCUCGCCAGCUCCCCUCAGCCGAGGCUGCUCCGCGGCGGCCGCAGCGCGCGCGCGGCCCACACUCGCCUCCCCUCGGCACCCCCGGCCCCGGCGCUGCCUGGAGGCGGCCGCACUCGGGGAUCAUGGCCCAAGUUGCAAUGUCCACCCUGCCCGUUGAAGAUGAGGAGUCCUCAGAGAGCAGGAUGGUGGUGACAUUCCUCAUGUCAGCUCUCGAGUCCAUGUGUAAAGAAUUGGCCAAGUCCAAAGCCGAAGUGGCCUGCAUUGCAGUGUAUGAAACAGACGUGUUUGUCGUCGGAACUGAAAGAGGACGUGCUUUUGUCAAUACCAGAAAGGAUUUUCAAAAAGAUUUUGUAAAAUAUUGUGUUGAAGAAGAAGAAAAAGCUGCAGAGAUGCAUAAAAUGAAAUCUACAACCCAGGCAAAUCGGAUGAGUGUAGAUGCUGUAGAAAUUGAAACACUCAGAAAAACAGUUGAGGACUAUUUCUGCUUUUGCUAUGGGAAAGCUUUAGGCAAAUCCACAGUGGUACCUGUACCAUAUGAGAAGAUGCUGCGAGACCAGUCGGCUGUGGUAGUGCAGGGGCUUCCGGAAGGCGUUGCCUUUAAACACCCCGAGAACUAUGAUCUUGCAACCCUGAAAUGGAUUUUGGAGAACAAAGCAGGGAUUUCAUUCAUCAUUAAGAGACCUUUCUUAGAGCCAAAGAAGCAUCUAGGUGGUCGUGUGAUGGUAACAGAUGCUGACAGGUCGAUACUAUCUCCAGGUGGAAGUUGUGGUCCCAUCAAAGUGAAAACUGAACCCACAGAAGAUUCUGGCAUUUCCCUGGAAAUGGCAGCUGUGACAGUAAAGGAAGAAUCAGAAGAUCCUGAUUAUUAUCAAUAUAACAUUCAAGGAAGCCAUCAUUCUUCAGAGGGCAAUGAAGGCACAGAAAUGGAAGUACCAGCAGAAGAUUCUACUCAACAUGUCCCUUCAGAAACAAGUGAGGACCCUGAAGUUGAGGUGACUAUUGAAGAUGAUGAUUAUUCUCCACCUUCUAAGAGACCAAAGACCAAUGAACUACCACAGCCGCCAGUCCCAGAACCCGCCAAUGCUGGGAAGCGGAAAGUGAGGGAGUUCAACUUUGAGAAAUGGAAUGCUCGCAUCACUGAUCUACGUAAACAAGUUGAAGAAUUGUUUGAAAGGAAAUAUGCUCAAGCCAUAAAAGCCAAAGGUCCGGUGACGAUCCCAUACCCUCUUUUCCAGUCUCAUGUUGAAGACCUUUAUGUAGAAGGACUUCCUGAAGGAAUUCCCUUUAGAAGGCCAUCUACUUAUGGAAUUCCUCGCCUUGAGAGGAUAUUACUUGCAAAGGAAAGAAUUCGUUUUGUGAUUAAGAAACAUGAGCUUCUGAAUUCAACACGUGAAGAUUUACAGCUUGAUAAACCAGCUUCAGGAGUAAAGGAAGAAUGGUAUGCCAGAAUCACUAAAUUAAGAAAGAUGGUGGAUCAACUUUUCUGCAAAAAAUUUGCGGAAGCCUUGGGGAGCACUGAAGCCAAGGCUGUACCGUACCAAAAAUUUGAGGCACACCCGAAUGAUCUGUAUGUGGAAGGACUGCCAGAAAACAUUCCUUUCAGAAGUCCCUCAUGGUAUGGAAUCCCAAGGCUGGAAAAAAUCAUUCAAGUGGGCAAUCGAAUUAAAUUUGUUAUUAAAAGACCAGAACUUCUGACUCACAGUACCACUGAAGUUACUCAGCCAAGAACGAAUACACCAGUCAAAGAAGAUUGGAAUGUCAGAAUUACCAAGCUACGGAAGCAAGUGGAAGAGAUUUUUAAUUUGAAAUUUGCUCAAGCUCUUGGACUCACCGAGGCAGUGAAAGUACCGUAUCCCGUGUUUGAAUCAAACCCGGAGUUCUUGUAUGUGGAAGGCUUGCCAGAGGGGAUUCCCUUCCGAAGCCCUACCUGGUUUGGAAUUCCACGACUUGAAAGGAUCGUCCGCGGGAGUAAUAAAAUCAAGUUCGUUGUUAAAAAACCUGAACUAGUUAUUUCCUACUUGCCUCCUGGGAUGGCUAGUAAAAUAAACACUAAAGCUUUGCAGUCCCCCAAAAGACCACGAAGUCCUGGGAGUAAUUCAAAGGUUCCCGAAAUUGAGGUCACUGUGGAAGGCCCUAAUAACAACAAUCCUCAAACCUCAGCUGUUCGAACCCCUACCCAGACUAAUGGUUCUAACGUUCCCUUCAAGCCACGAGGGAGAGAGUUUUCCUUUGAGGCCUGGAAUGCCAAGAUCACGGACCUAAAACAGAAAGUUGAAAAUCUCUUCAAUGAGAAGUGCGGGGAAGCUCUUGGCCUUAAACAAGCCGUGAAGGUGCCGUUCGCAUUAUUUGAGUCUUUCCCGGAAGACUUUUACGUGGAAGGCUUACCUGAGGGCGUGCCAUUCCGAAGACCAUCGACUUUUGGCAUUCCAAGGCUGGAGAAGAUACUCAGAAACAAAGCCAAAAUUAAAUUCAUCAUUAAAAAGCCCGAAAUGUUUGAGACGGCUAUUAAGGAGAGCACCUCCUCUAAGAGCCCUCCCAGAAAAAUAAAUUCAUCACCCAACGUUAAUACUACUGCCUCAGGUGUAGAAGACCUUAACAUCAUUCAGGUGACAAUUCCAGAUGAUGAUAAUGAAAGACUCUCGAAAGUUGAAAAAGCUAGACAGCUAAGAGAACAAGUGAAUGACCUCUUUAGUCGGAAAUUUGGUGAAGCCAUUGGUAUGGGUUUUCCUGUGAAAGUUCCCUACAGGAAAAUCACAAUUAACCCUGGCUGUGUGGUGGUUGACGGCAUGCCCCCGGGGGUAUCCUUCAAAGCCCCCAGCUACCUGGAAAUCAGCUCCAUGAGAAGGAUCUUAGAUUCUGCCGAGUUUAUCAAAUUCACGGUCAUUAGACCAUUUCCAGGACUUGUGAUAAAUAACCAGCUGGUUGAUCAGAGUGAGUCAGAAGGCCCCGUGAUACAAGAAUCAGCUGAACCAAGCCAGUUGGAAGUUCCAGCCACAGAAGAAAUAAAAGAGACUGAUGGAAGCUCUCAGAUCAAGCAAGAACCAGACCCCACGUGGUAGACCUCUUCCCUCCUAGGCUUAAAGUAUCAGUGGUUGAGAAGAGCUUUUCGGACGUGUCACUUCCCCAAGCUGUGUAAUAUACUUGUAUAACAGAAAUACCUUCUAUACAAACCUUUUUUUCUACUUUUAGAUAGAAAUGUCUACUUUUUCAGCAGUUCUGUGAAUUAAAGAGCAGAGUGACUGUGGGUCUGGAAUGGCUGGUGUACUUGGGAAUGUAUUAUCAGGAUUAUACAGCAAUGCUGGGAAACGACAGGGAAAAUGACAGGAAUGAAUCUCACCAGAUUUUUUAUGUACUCAGCAGAGCCUUGAGUUACGGUGUUUAUUUUCCAAUCAAGUGAAGAUAUCUCCUACUGGAACAUCUCAGCUUCUGCAGUGAAGAAAAAUUCCUGUGAUAGUUCAGUUCUUUAGUUUUUCUAUUUGAAAAAAAAAAAAAUCAUUUAAAUGAUCCUUUGUUCACGGCUCUCCUUAAUGACUGAGUGAACAGUUCCUAUCUGUAUAUUUGACUAAACCUUUUCCUAAGCUAUCUCUCAUGGUUCCUAUGUUUUUUUUUAUCAUAAUUAAAAGCAAAACCAUCUGGAUCACCUAACAGUCAGAGGUCAGUAUCUCAGCGUGUGAAUUACAGAGUAAAUACAGAGAGAACCUCUUCCACUUUUACUUUUCGUCCAAAUAAAAUGCAUGGUGUACCAGAAGUUGAAGAUCGGGUUGAGGAUUGGGGCUAGCUCGAUGACACUAAGGCCCCGACAUCGCGGGACCUGCUGUGGCGUGGAUUCUUAGGAACGUGGUUCUAGCCGGUCCCCUCUCCAGGGGUCGCCAUGGCCGGCAUUACUUCCUAGUUCUUCUUGUAACCCUGAGGUGCCAGCACGGGGAGGGAGGAGGGAUCAGGGGGCUGAGGAUGCAGCCUCUGACGUUCUGCGCCUUCCUAGGAGAGUCUUACAUGUGUUGAGAUUUCACAAGCAAUGCGAGUUGUAAAAUACCAGCUCUACAAGAAGCUAGGCUCUGUGACAGCAUAGUUCUCAGUAGCUUUAUCACAAUAUUCACAAUGGAGAAUUAUAUGACAUGGUAGCAGAAAUAGGCCCUUUUAUGUGUUGCUUCUAUUUUACCUCAAAUUGUAGAUAUAGGGUAAUCAAUAAAAUCCAUCCAUGCCUUUCACACACUAA
Piliocolobus tephrosceles (Ugandan red Colobus) is the source of this 4487-nucleotide messenger RNA. It is a transcript of the gene GTF2I, whose product is annotated as general transcription factor IIi. Lineage: Eukaryota; Metazoa; Chordata; Mammalia; Primates; Cercopithecidae. Gene Ontology annotation, cellular component: nucleus. Gene Ontology annotation, molecular function: DNA-binding transcription factor activity. The record is from RefSeq and is a predicted model, not a curated record. The transcript has 34 exons. Gene Ontology annotation, biological process: transcription by RNA polymerase II. Bases 394 to 3330 code for a protein of 978 amino acids.